Messenger RNA from Prorocentrum cordatum, 5016 nucleotides. The record is from the annotation of a GenBank genome assembly. Lineage: Eukaryota; Dinophyceae; Prorocentrales; Prorocentraceae.
AUGCUGCACAAGCCUGCCGAUGAAGCACUGGAUUGGGUGGCAGUCCGCCAUGUUCGCCAUGUUCAAGCGACUGCCGCCCUCGUAAUCUUCUGCCAGCGCACGCACCAGCCGUCCGUGCGGAUCACGGUCGAGCACCCGCAGAAUGUGAUUCAGGAUCUCGACCAGUACAUUUGCCAUUACUCCACCACGAUCUUGUCCGUUAAGGCGCACAUUCGGCGCGAGCUUGCUCUGCCAGAUCAUCGACCCAUCGAGUUGAAGAUCAACCAGCAGGUGGUGAGCAAUUGUCUGCAGGCGGCUCCUCGCUUCAACCCGACGCCAUCGCUUGGGCUGGCGCCCCCCGUGCCCUCUCAGUUCUCGCGGGAUCUCAUGGACAGCUUGGAUGGCGCUCGGGUGCCCAACACGCAGGAGGCUGCACUGCUGGCAACUGCCGAUGACGAUAUCCCGACUAUAGGCGGUGGAGAUGACGCGCGGGCGGCGGUAGAGAAGCGGAAGAAGAUCCACGGCGCCGAGCAGUCGGACGCCAUCUUCGCAGCUAUUUUCAAGAAGGUCGAUGCGAAGAAGAGCCGGCUCAGCCAGGUGCUCGCGACGCCCGUCGCCAAGAACACGGGGCUCGUCGCCGACACCGAGAAGUACGCGCAGAUCGUAGAGAGGGAGCGCCCUGACUGGAGCUCGGAUCUCAAGCGCAUCGGCGUCGCGGCCCUCUGCAUGUAUCGGUCGCGCUCAGUGGACGUGGGAACCGUGCAGCACGUGCAAAUGAUUUGGAUCAUUCUUGGCGACCGCCUUCUCCGCGCCCACAAUGGACGGGCUUACUUCUACGCUGAGCGCCUCGGUUACUUCGAUGUUUUCGGCGGCCUGCUCCCGCCAGAGUUACUAUUCGCGGCAUCUCGCUUCAUGCUGACUCUGGAAGGGAUAUUCAGAAGAGAGGUCCCAAGCGGCGUGGAGCGAAUGGAUUCCGCCGUGAUCACGGCCAUUGACAGCACUGUUGAGAAUGCGGUGGCGAAGAUCAGCGGAGACAUACCUUACGCAGCCAAGGAGGCGGCCGCGCUCGUCUCGUUCCGCGACAACUGCGACACCAUGCGAUCUGCUGGCGUCGCCGACGAAGACUGCAUCGUGAAGUACGAUGUGCUGGGUAAUCCUGUGACAUUUUCUUCUGGGCGAUCACCUGAGAACUCGGUUUACAUUGGCAUCCGCUCGCAGCCCCUUUCCACCGACCCCGUGCUCGACGCGGCGGUGGCCCGCGUGCAGAAGAUAUAUUCACAGACGUUCUGGCCCAUUCCAGAUGCUUUCGUGUUCGGGCAGGCGGCCCAGGCGCUCGCGAAGAGAGGCUACAGCGUUGACACUAUCACAAUGCAUUGGGGACCUGGCGGCGUUGGUCUGAGUUUGCUUACGAGCCAUUUGGAGGCGAUGUACGGCCACAAGAAUCACAAAUACUUCGAUCCCAAUAUAAUUUUCGUCGAUGACGAGUUACGCAAGGUGGUCGAGCUGCUGGUCGACGGCUUUAUCUUCACAAGUCAAGACUCACUUAAGAAAUUUGCCACAGCGGAGGGUGUUUCUGGAAGACUUCCGCAUCCAAUAUUGACCAAGAUGUUUCGCAUUGUGGGUUGCACGAGACUCGAGGUCAACAAGUUCCUGGUGUUCGACGAUAUCACUGAGCAGAACGUGGAGUCGUUGAUGCGCAGGCUUGCCGCGGUGAAGAUACAAGCGCGGCUUUUCGAUCGCGUGCAUGUUGAGAAGAACUUCGGCGACGCCGCGGCCGCCGGGAUCUUCGCCCGCGACCCAGAUGCGAAGGAGUUUCUUAUGUCCUCCGUCGGCGUCGCCGCUGGGCAUCGAGUGCAAUUCGCAUUCGAGGACGAUAACGGCGCGGAGGCGCGUCGCGACAUUAUCGUUCGGCAUGCCCGCUGCGGCGGCGAUCGAGGAAUUACGGAGAAGUCGCCGCGGCAGGCUUGCGGCCUCCUCGAGAGGACGUCGAACGCGGCUGGGCCCCUGCAGGCGGAGAUCGACGCGCCCAACUCGCAGGGGCACGGGUGCAAAGUCCCCAAAGAGUGGUUGGAUUUCAGCAUGGCACUCGUUCAAGAAUGUCAAAACAAAAUGGACUUCCUUACGCUUCCAGCUUUCAAGGCGAUGCCGCUGCCGACCAGUUGCAAGCUUCCUGCCCCUAAGCCGAAGGCCUUUCAGCGCCUGCAGACAGAGGGCCUAUGGGUGGGCAUCGGAACAGUGGGCAAGGCGGCCGAUCGCAUCGCGCCGCGCAUACGCACCAAGAACGGCAUGAGCGCGCUGAUCGACGCUGCCGAGAAGGCUGCGCGCGAGGCGGCGCGGUCGGAGAGGGCUGAAUCAGUUCGACGCAUGGAGUCUUUCAUCGAUACUUUGGCGAGCAGGGACAAGCGCGUUCAGGAAAUCAAGAGGUCUCGCCUCUUCGUCGACGACUCUGCGGGCGCGCAGUCCAUAGACCAGCGCUUGCAUAAGGUUUUGCUCACCAACACGUUCGAUUUGGACAUGGAGAACUUCUCGUUCUGCAUCCUUCCGCAGAUGUUGAAGCGGCUGAGCCUCCUGGACGAGAAGGGGAAUGAGUUCCCUGCUGCCCUGUCCAGGGCGUCCAGGAUGCCGAGGCGGCUGGCGGUUUCGCUGCUGCCUGACGUGCACCGCGCGGCGCAACAGCACGAGGGGAAAUGGGCGGAGGCUUCUCCAUUUAGUUAUCCAUGGCAGGGCGUACAGAACAACAUACUGCAGCACGUCGUCAAUUUCAUUUGCGAGGAGCGCGUGAAUCACCUGUCCUUGCAUUUCGACGGCGCGCGCGUGGACGUGGACCGCGUCGCCGCGACGGGGAGCUCGGAAGAUUUCUGCAAGGGCUGCUCUGAGCGAGUUCACGCCACCACCGGCUACGCCGUCACGUUGCGCAACAAGGAGCAUUCCUAUUUCUUUGACCUCCUGCCCGCGAAGAGCGCGGCAGUCGUUGAUGAGGGCGGCCCGCGCAGCAACGAAGACAACAAGCAUCUGCUUCUACGCGGCAACUGCAUACCCUGCGCGUUCGCUGCAGUGACUGGACAGUGGCAGAGCGUGCGACAGGUCGAGGAUUUCAGGAAGUGCCGCGACGUGGCAGAGCUGCUGGGCACGCGAUUCUUUCCGCGGGCGAGCCUCCUGGACUGCCGGGAAGGGGGCUACCUUCUUCACGCGGAGAACGGCGGGCUUCCGCAUUGCGUCGGCGCGGCGAUCCAGGGCGGGAGCGUCGUGGUGGUCUGCGAGAAGGGCGCUGCUCGUAAGAUGAGUGUUUUUGAUUUCGAGGAAUGCUACGCCAGCGCGCUCGACAUGAAGAUGCCGAGGAGAGCGCGCGGCUGGACGGGCUGCUGGAUCUCCUGGCUGCUGGCCGAUGGGACGAUGACGGCGCGCUCCGCGACCCGUUCGAACAUCAACUCCAGGCGCCACAAUGAGAACCUCAAUUUCUUCGAACUGCUGCGCGCGAAGGGCUUGGCGGUAGACGAUUACGACAGCGGCGCGCCGAGCAGCGCGGGCGACCAGCUGUUUCGGCGCGGCAACUGCAUACCCUGCGCGUCCGCGGCAGUGACUGGACAGUGGCAGAGCGUGCGAGAGAAGAUUGUGGAGCAGCAGGUCGAGGAUUUCAGGAAGUACCGCGACGUGGCAGAGCUGCUGGGCACGCGAUUUUUCCCGCGGACCAGUCUCCAGGAUUGCAAGGAAGGGUGCUACCUUCUUCACGCGGAGAACGGCGGGCUUCCGCACUGCGUCGGCGCGGUGAUCCAAUGCGGGGAGGCCGCGAUCUGCGAGAAAGGCAAGGCGCAGAAGAUGAGCGUGUCCGUUUUCGCGGAGUGCUACGCCAGAGCGCUCGACAUCAAGACGGUCGCGGCUUCCCGCCUGGACGAUGGCAUCGACGAUGACGAGAGCGCGCAGUUGGACAGGCUGCUGGAACUACUGGCCGCUGGAGACGACGAGGGCAGCGAAGCCAGUUGCGACGAGGAGAGUUGCGACGAAGGCACUGUAGACGUACGCUCCGAGCUACUGCGGGCGCUGAAGGCGGAGAUGGACGCCGCGAAAGCGGCCGUGGGUCGCGGCCGCCAGUCGCGUUGCAUUCUCUGCCCCUUCAAAGAGUUCGACAUGAGCAGCCCCAAGGCGAAACGGAACUUGCUGACGCACCUAUCGAAUUAUCAUAACCCGGAGAAGAAGAGCCAACGAACUGGUGCGAGGCAGAUGGGCUGCGGUAACUACGUGGCGUCUGGCGCGAAGCAGAUGAAGACGGUCUUCGCGAUGUUCGAUCCCGACCGAUGCCGUGGGAAAAGCCAGGGGCGGUAUCUCGAACGCAGUGCCCAGAUGUUGCAACAGGGUGUGAAGCCUGCGCCGACCUGCCUCAAGAUUGACCGCGACACCCGUCUCCUCUUGGACGACGCUGGCCCGACGUUCAUCAACGCAGCCGCUGUCCGGCCCUGGCCGUCCGAGGGCCCGACGACGCUGGCGAGGCGUGUCGGGGGCACGUACUACAGCCACGCAUUCGCAGAGAUUCUCUUCAAGGAGUUCAUGCUGAACUACGGGCACGUUCGGCCCACUCGCGCGCGCAUCGUGGUGAGAUGCGCGGAGGCAGGGUCGCAGCUGACGCACUUGCUUCCGCAGAAGGUUCCCCAAUGGCUGGAGCUGUUGGAAGAUCUCCUCAUCGCGCCAUUUGUUCGCGCUGCGCGCGAUCUGCACAUGCAGCAGUUGCUCGAUCACGACGAGUUCGUGCACAUGUCGGUUGACGCCACCAUCAGGGCGGCCAUGCGCAUCGAAGUGCAGGCGAAUGAUCGAGACUCUGCGGAGAAGAGAGCCGCUGCGCCAUUCGACGACACGGUUGCCAAGAGGCGGAUCCUCACAGUGCGCGGCCGCACGGCGGCCGUCGCAGGCAGGUGGCCGAUCGCGUCUGAGGCCGCGCGGAACAUCAAGGAGAUGCUCCAGAUGCGUCCUCCACAGGCAGCUCUCGAUCAGUGUCGCUCGAUUGCGACGGGCGAGCCCUCUGGUGAGUUAUACGGACAGCUGUGA